AUCAGUAACGCGAAAAAUAGUUUGAAAGCAGAAUCACGAUUCAAAUCCUUUAAUAACAAUGAGUGAGUGCGUUAAAGAUAAAGCAAACGACAAGAAGGAGCUCGAUACCACCGAUAAAAAAACUUACGCCGGUAUUCCUGAAGCAGAGUUUGUGGAUGAUGUUGACUCUUUUAUGGCAAAGCCCGAAAACAAUGGGAAUGUGGAAAUGGUUCUUAGGAAAUUAGAUGAAGCCCAUAGUAAAUAUAAGUUUAUGGAAUAUAAUUUGGUGAACAAGAGAAGGAAGCUCAAAGAUCAAAUACCUGAUCUACAAAACUCAUUGAAGAUGAUCAACAAACUUAAAGUUGAAAAAGAAAAUAACAGAGAAAUGCAAACACAAUUUGUUUUGUCAGAGCAAAUUUAUGCCAAAGCUGUCAUAGCUCCAACUGAUAAAGUAUGCUUGUGGCUUGGAGCAAAUGUCAUGCUGGAGUAUUCUUUAGAUGACGCACAUGUAUUGUUAACUAAUAAUAUUGAGUCGGCUACAAAAAAUCUUGGAUAUAUCGAACACGAUUUGGACUUUUUGAGAGAUCAGUUUACUACUACUGAAGUGAACAUGGCUAGAGUUUACAACUGGGAAGUCAAGAGGAGGAAUGCUGGAAAAACAGCAUGAAAAUAUGAAGUAAAUUAUUUAACAACUUGUCAAGCAAGCUCUGCUACAGUUUAGGCUGAUUAUUUUGCAAUUUUUCUGUAUAUUGUAUGUAUGAACUGUUAAAGCACUCUGCUUAGUGAGAUAAUUUUUUAUCAACAAUAAAUGAAUGCAAACAAUAAAA
Messenger RNA from Trichogramma pretiosum, 806 nucleotides. RefSeq names its product prefoldin subunit 3-like (gene mgr). Lineage: Eukaryota; Metazoa; Arthropoda; Insecta; Hymenoptera; Trichogrammatidae. The coding region runs from base 59 to 646 and encodes 195 amino acids. Gene Ontology annotation, biological process: tubulin complex assembly; microtubule-based process; protein folding. Gene Ontology annotation, molecular function: tubulin binding. Gene Ontology annotation, cellular component: prefoldin complex; cytoplasm. The transcript is spliced from 2 exons. The record is from RefSeq and is a predicted model, not a curated record.